AUCGAUGACGGGACGAGGCGCGAUCAGCGUGUGGAUUGUGGAAUCGACCAGCCGUUUCGCGACAGGAGAGAAAGAGAGAGAGUGAGAGAGAGAGAGAGAGAGAGAUUGAGAGAGCAAGAGAUCGCGCUGCCCGUGGUUGUCUCUCGCGCGCACGCUACAUCCACGUCCCGCUCCGUUCUCUCGGCCGACGGAACGGCGAACCCUCCUAGUCGACUCCAGAGGCGUGUAACGAUCGGUCGACCCCGACCGAGCCACGAAAGCGCGCUUUCGCGGAGUCGCCCCGAUCGAGGACUCCCCCCGCGAUAAAAUCCGACCUCGGGCUUCCAAUCGCGUCGGAGUAAUUAACACGGAGAUACGGUAAACAGCUAAUGAAGCGGCGGUGCCGCGUGAAAGAGAUUCGCUCCGGGGAGACGCUCCAGAUACCGCCGCCGAGGUACCCGGGAAAGUUCAUUCCCAGAAGGAGAAAGAAGAGGAUCCGGCACGAUCCUCCCGGUGUCUUCUUCCCAUCGUCGUCGAGGAUUAUCUUCCGUCCAAGAUAAUACGGGCCGCGUGCGAGAGGGAGAGGGAGAGAGAGGAAAGAAAAGAGGGAAAACCCAGCGCUGAAAACCAGAGCCGCCCUCAGUCAUGUGAUUCCACGAAGACCCCGCACAACAAUUAGUUAGAAGCACGGUUGUGAGCAUCUCGUUUCGAGCACCUCGUCGAGAGAAAUCCUUAUCGCGAGAAAUCCACGCGCGGCGGACUGGGUGAUGAGCUCGUGGUAUAAGCGGAAGACUGCCGCCGUUGAAAGAUGUUCCGCUCCAAGAUUCGCAUUCACACGUGUCAAGUGAUACUGCUGACGUCCCUGGUAUGGUUCCUGGUCGACGUCAUGGUGCUCAUGCUCUAUUCGGACUGCAUCGGAGGGUCCGGAUGGGGUUGCUCGGACAGCAACAAGCAACAGCAGGCACUUCAGUCCGAGGAGCCGUCCCAGUUGCAUCUGAAGGCCCAGAUCAAGGAACCACAGGCGAUCAGGCAGGAGCAUAAUAACAAGAGGCAAUAUCCGCAGUCGCAAUUGAACCUGUGGCGGCCGGCGAAAGUCAUCAAGGAGAAUAAGGGCAGCCCCGGCGAGAUGGGUGCGGCAGUGCACAUCGCGACGGAGAACGAGGCCAAGCAGCAGGAGCUGUUUAAGCUGAAUCAGUUCAAUUUGAUGGCUAGCGACAUGAUCUCCUUAAAUCGAUCCCUAAAGGACAUCAGACUCGAGGGUUGUAAGAAUAAGAAGUACCCCAAGUAUCUUCCAGACACGAGUAUCGUCAUAGUUUUUCAUAACGAGGCGUGGACCACUCUGCUGCGGACGGUCUGGUCCGUGAUAAACAGGUCUCCCAGAUCGCUGCUGAAGGAGAUAAUCCUCGUGGACGACGCGAGCGAGCGUGAGCACCUGAAGAAAGAUUUGGAAGACUAUAUAUCCACGCUUCCCGUCUCCACGUAUGUGUACCGCACCGAGAAGAGGUCGGGUCUGAUAAGAGCGAGGCUUUUAGGAGCAAAGCACGUCAAGGGACAAGUAAUCACGUUUCUAGAUGCGCACUGUGAGUGCACCGAGGGUUGGUUGGAGCCGCUGUUGUCAAGAAUCGCAAAUGACAGGCAUACCGUUGUCUGUCCGAUCAUAGACGUAAUCAGCGACGACACCUUCGAGUAUAUCGCGGCCAGCGACAUGACCUGGGGAGGUUUCAAUUGGAAAUUAAACUUCAGAUGGUAUCGGGUCGCACAGAGAGAAAUGGACAGAAGAAACAGCGAUAGAACGGCACCUCUACGAACACCAACUAUGGCCGGUGGAUUAUUCUCUAUUGAUAAAGAAUACUUCUACGAGUUAGGCGCGUACGACGAAGGCAUGGACAUCUGGGGUGGUGAAAAUCUUGAAAUGAGCUUCCGGGUGUGGCAAUGUGGCGGAACUUUAGAAAUCAGUCCGUGCUCACAUGUGGGACAUGUAUUCCGGGACAAGAGUCCAUAUACAUUCCCUGGAGGUGUCAGCAAGAUAGUCCUGCACAAUGCGGCUAGGGUGGCCGAAGUCUGGAUGGAUGAGUGGAGAGAUUUUUACUAUGCCAUGAAUCCAGGGGCGCGAAACGUCGAUGUCGGUGACGUUUCCGAGCGGAUAAAACUGAGAGAACGACUGAAAUGCAAAAGCUUCAGAUGGUAUUUGGAAAAUAUAUAUCCAGAAUCGCCAAUGCCGCUAGAUUAUUACUAUCUCGGCGAUGUGAAAAACGUUGAAACGCAAACUUGCUUGGAUACUAUGGGCAGAAGAACCGGAGAAAACGUCGGAAUUAGUUAUUGUCACGGAUUAGGUGGUAAUCAGGUAUUUGCUUACACUAAGCGGCAACAGAUAAUGUCUGACGAUAUGUGCCUUGACGCAGCUAGUCCACAAGGUCCAGUAAAGAUCGUAAGAUGUCAUGGCAUGGGUGGUAAUCAAGCAUGGGUUUAUAACGAUGAGACCAAAAUGGUUAAACACACAAACACGGGUUACUGUUUGUCAAAACCCUACUCAGGCGACGCAUCGCAACCUGUUUUGGCACAAUGCGAUGUCAACAACACAGGUCAAAAAUGGAUCAUGCGUAGUAAAUUUAAAUGGCAGGCCAGCUAAUACGAAUCGACUUUAAAUGCCAGAUCUAUAUGCAAUAUUUGUUAAUAUGUUUAAUAAAUAGUAAUCGAUGGACUGAUAGCAAAGGACUUCCCAAGUGCACGCGUACGAGAAGACAGAAUGAAGUAUUACGAGUGGCGAAAAAACGGUUCAAUAUUACACCGAAUGUGUACAUUAAAUAAAAUAACAGUGCGUGAAGGAAGAAUCGAUUCUCGUCGGAGUUACGUGUGAGAAAAAUCAUAGUUAAAUAAUUAGAUGAGAUUUAUUUACCAUUGAUCGAAAGCAGUAUCGAAAAUUUACUGCCAUUCUUCGUAGUAUGGUCCUUACGGUACGCCUUGAUCAAUGCACAAUAGUGACAGAGAUGAUCUUCUCUGAUCGUGUGUGAACAUAAGUGAUACUAAACGACGAACAGAGUGAAUUCUUAUUCUUCUUUUCUGAUUAAGAAGCAGUAAAGAAGGAAUCAUAUCAGACCACUGUUAUAAAUAAUUGUUAAUACAAAAGAGAGACAUAUUUGAUAAUUUCGGAUGAGUGCAAUGACGAAUGACUGACCGUUAAAUCGGUACUCAACGAAAUGAAAUGUGAAUAUGCUAGAAAUACAUCGCGAGAUAAUGAUGGAGUGAAUGCUGGAAUGUCAGUGAAGUUGAUAUGAUCGCUAUCGAUAAUAAUAUAGAAAAAUUAUUAUUGUACAAUCCAUUUAAUAAUUAGGGAAGAGCACUGGAUCUUUUUAUAUUCAUGUUUCUGAUAGUUCCUCGUUGCAUCUCGUUCGUAUAAUUUAACUGUUACGCGUCGUUUUGUGAAAAGCAUGUACUUAUCAGAAUUUAUAGCAAUAUAUAUAGAACUCAUCAGGUUUUUUAGUUAAAUGCAUACAAUUAACUCUCGUUAAAUUUGAUUGCGGAGACAUAAUGCAGUUUUAAUGCAGACGUACCAGAGUGUCUUCCAUAUUUUAAUGUUAACAGAUUUUUCUAGCAUGAUCAGCUAUUGCGCACAUUUUACUUGUUAAUUAUUUCCCCAAAUAUUUAAUUUGCAAAUAAACAUGCAAAUAAAGCAUCUAUCAUAAAUUGUUUUAAAGAAAACAAUUUUUGAGUGUGGCGCAUUUGCGAAGCGCAAUCGCUCAUAGAUUCAAUAACAAAUUUAACUGGAGUGCAAUAGUAAUUAAGAAUUAUGUGUGACUGUUUAUGCAAAGAACUGAACAAAAUAAUCUUCCGUUUUUUAAACCUGACACCUGGUUUUCAUCGACAUCUUAAGUUGCGACAGAAUAUUUUUAUUUUUUAUCCCUCGAGCAAUUAUAAAAGUAACAGCUUUCAUUUGAAUGAUUCUCAAAUCUGCUAUUGAAAACAAGAAACUUUUGUAAAUUUACACCUUUGUGAAAUAACUUCCGACACAGCUUUGAGACCAUCCCUACUUGUAUAUCUAUUGCUAUUAAAUGACGAAUAUACUCAUUAUUCUUAUGUAAUUCAAAAAAAUGUUAUGGUGAUGGUGCAACGUUAAUAGCUUGAUAUAUUUGUCUUCUAAGACUGUGGUAUUUAUUUUUGUAUAGAAUACAAGUUGACUUAUAUGUUGAAAGCAAUGUCAGUCCACUUUAUAAGUAAAUGAUAAAAUGUUCGAUCGCGAUCGAAAAACGAUAGUCAAUAGUACCUCUUCACAAAUACUUCAUUCCUUACAGGCUGAUUUCAUAAAGAAUACUAUUAUUAAUAUGAAUAAAAUUGCUAAUAAAUGAUUUUUUUAUUUUAAUCAUUUGCUCAACGAGUAAGAUGUUUCUAGCUUUACAGUUCAAUCGAUUAUAAUGAUGAAAGGACAGUUUUGAUUAUUAUAAUAGCCUGAACUGCGUAAGCAUGAUCUUUUAAAGACAAUAAAAUUAUUUGUAUACCUUAAGUUUAUAUAAUGGAUAUGUCUAUAAUACUAGUAUAAUAAUUUAAAACAUAAAGUAAGUAAAAUUUGUAAACAUAAAUGUAUGCACAUUAACGACUUUUAAACCUGACUUUUGAUUCUUUUUCUCAAAAUGUAAUUAAGUUUGACUAAAAGACAAAGCCUCUUAAAAAGUAAUUUAUUUAUAAUUGUUAAAAUUGUACCAUAUAAGUAUUCUAUCAAAUCUUAUAAAAUAAUUAUGAUCACACUAUAAUUACAACUUGUUAGAAUAAAUAAUUAGUUUCGUUACAUACA
Monomorium pharaonis (pharaoh ant) is the source of this 4765-nucleotide messenger RNA. It is a transcript of the gene Pgant5, whose product is annotated as polypeptide N-acetylgalactosaminyltransferase 5. Bases 788 to 2608 code for a protein of 606 amino acids. Gene Ontology annotation, cellular component: Golgi apparatus. The record is from RefSeq and is a predicted model, not a curated record. The transcript has 8 exons. Lineage: Eukaryota; Metazoa; Arthropoda; Insecta; Hymenoptera; Formicidae.